Molecule: messenger RNA, 412 nt
Organism: Notodromas monacha
Lineage: Eukaryota; Metazoa; Arthropoda; Ostracoda; Podocopida; Cyprididae
Source: the annotation of a GenBank genome assembly
GCUAUGAAAAGGUAGUGGGACGAAUCUGCUCAGGACAAUAUCCUAGGUGGCUUGAUGAUGGAACAGUGGCAGUGGGUUUGGCUCCUGAUAAUCUGCAUGGGCAUAGUGGAUCCUUUGGACCAGUUUCGGACUGUGUUGGACCAUUAGUUCCCACUGGGAAUAUUGAUCUUGCCAAAUUGCGAAAGUUCGACUUUGACGAAUGCUUCCUGACUGAAGCUGCUACAAGUAACGCCCGGAGUCGGUCAAAAAUUGAAGUUGGGGACAUAGUACGAAUUCGAAACGUGAAGGGGACCAGAAUCGUCAUAUCUCGAACUCCUACUGGUUUUUGGACGGUUGGUUUUGGUGGUCAACUGUACGUGGAAUCAAGUGAAGUUGUACUUGCUUCUGAAACUUUUUGUCUGAGGGAUGAGUG